Molecule: messenger RNA, 1017 nt
Organism: Corylus avellana
Lineage: Eukaryota; Viridiplantae; Streptophyta; Magnoliopsida; Fagales; Betulaceae
Source: RefSeq, a predicted model, not a curated record
GCUCACUGCUCUGAAUACCGCAAACUCUGUUUCCUUUUCUGAUCACUGCCAACUCUGUUCUUGGUUUUCUGGUUCUUUUGCAAGAAGCGCUCUCAGAACUCACAGAUCUGAAUUUCAGUCUCAUUCUUUGCUCUCUGCUCUCAGCCUCUCACCAACCGAACUUUUCUUUCACUGCCAUGUCUUCGGAGACCACCACUACGAGGAAGAGAAAGUCACGGAGUAGAAUGUCCGUGGAUGAGACUCUUGCCAAGUGGAAAGAGAAUCAGAUUCAGCUUGAGUCUAAACCAAUUCUGAAAAUUCAAGGGAUUGGGUCUAAGAAAGGAUGCAUGAAAGGCAAGGGAGGGCCUGAGAAUUCAAAAUGUAGAUACAGAGGAGUGAGACAGAGGACGUGGGGUAAAUGGGUUGCAGAAAUUCGGCGUCCAAAUGGGGGAAACAGGCUCUGGCUUGGUACUUUCGCAACUGCUUAUGAAGCUGCUCUUGCUUAUGAUGAAGCCGCAAAGACUAUGUUCGGUUCUCGUGCUCGCCUCAAUUUUCCAGGAGGGUUCGAUUCAACGACUGCAUCAAACAACUCUGCGGUCUUUGCUGUUGACGAGAGCACACCUGUUUCCCCCAACUUGGGGAAUGAGGAUGUAGAAAGCGUUGCAUUUGCUGACAAUGAUGCUGCAUCUGUUGAGGACAAGAAUGAGGCUGGGAAAGGUACUAACACGGCCAGCUGUACGAUACAAGAAGAUCUGACAUGCCAUUUCAUGGAUGAGGAUGGAAUAUUUGAUUUGGGUGACAUUCCCGAUCUUUCCGGCGAUGAUUUCUUUAGCAACAUCGAAUCGCUAUUUAACUUCGAUUUUGAUGCUGGUCAUUUGGGAUUUCUUGGUGAUGACCAAUGCGGAAUGCCGUCAGAUCUUACAGACAGCUGCAAACUCCAUAUGACAAGUUGCUAGGGGUCUCAAUCAUAUGGGUAGGCACCUUCCAGAUUUAAUUAAUGGAGUAGUAUAAGAAGGAUGAUAGGUCUGAAUCAUGUCA